UGUUUUCAACUUGCAUGAAAAACAGACAGAUGUCACAGAAGCCGUAGAGCCUCAGAUUAUCAAGAAUUCACCCGUUUGUUUUCUCUUUUUCUUCCCUCACUGUGUAUCAUUUGCCAUAAGUAGCAGAGCUUUCGGUUUAAAGGGAAAGCACCAGAGUUAGUGGCUGAUCAGAGGAGCUGUGCGCAGCUGCUGUGUACCUGCAGUGGAUGGCAAAGGUGAGCAGGGAUACACAUGAUCUAACUGAACCUGGACUGACUGGGCUUCGAAAAUGUAUUUGCAUUCCGUGUUUGUGGAUCGGACCGGUUAUCUAAAACCCACCACAGGCACAGAGGGGAACGGACUGAUGUUGUGAUCACUGCCCACUGAAGUUUGACUGAAAUGGGAUCAGUGCACUGGUAGAUGGACUGACUACACACACACACACACACACACACACACACACACACACACACACACACACACACACACACACACACACACACACACACACACACACACACACACACAUUAGGUAGUCGUGUACCCACGCUCACACCUGACAGUUCAACAGCCUCUCUCCCAGUUGAUGCCGAGGAUCAUGACCAUGAACGGUGACCACCAGUCGGUCGCCACUGCGCCGCUGGAUUUGCGCACAUCCAACCGAGAGCGUGGGAGCGCCGGGUCGAGGACUCCAGGUCCCACUAGGGACACCUGCGCCAACAGCGGCUCCCCUGCACCACCUGCGUGCACGGAAACGGACAGUUUGGAAAGACAUUCACCCACGGUCAGGACCGCGCAGGGCUCGGAUAGCGGUGCCGCGCGUAGACGUCCCGCGGACAAAUGCGUCCACAGUUCUCUUCCUUUUAGGAAACGCAAGAUCACCGUGGAACCGGAGCCCCAGACCCGGUCACCACCUCCGCCACAGAACCCAGACCGCUUCUCCAGCGGAGACACGGACUUGACCUCCCGGCACAGGCUGGUCAGUCACCCGCGACGGUCCCCGAGCCAAAGUGGGUUCGGUGUGGCACUGGUGACCCCCAGGCAGGGGGAGGAGGUCCGGCACCAGAGUCCAGGUGGAUACGGACACACCAUACGGUUCCUGCCCUCGGUUUACGGUCACUAUCCGGUGUUCUUGCCCUCAGUCCCAGUCUCAGUCCCAGUCCCAGUUCCAGUCCCAGUCCCAGAGCCAACCCACCCUGUGGUACACCAAACUGACAACCUUAUGAGCAGUAUUGCUCUGGCUACACAUCAAGAUGAAGAUGGAGACACAGCUCUACAUAUAGCUGUGGUGCAGGGGGAGUUGGCAGUCGUCCGCAAACUGAUUGACCUCCUGCUGUGGGCCCAAAGAGGGCUUGAUAUCUACAACAACCUUCGCCAGACACCUCUUCAUCUGGCUGUGAUAACCCAGCAGGUGAAUAUGGUGGAGGAUUUGCUGAGAGCGGGAGCCGAUCCGGCGGCUUUGGACCGUAAUGGCCAGACCGCUCUCCACCUUUGCUGUGAAUACAACCAGCAGGACUGUUUGUCCUUGGUCCUGUCUCAAUCAUCAGCCUCCACCUGCUUGGAGACAAGAAACUAUGAGGGUUUGAGCCCUCUCCAUCUGGCUGUACUGCGUGGCCAUAAGGAUUUGGCAAGAAUGCUGUUAAAUGCAGGAGCUGACAUCAAUGCUAUGGACAUCAAAAGUGGCCAGAGUCCUCUCAUGCACGCGGUGGAGAGCAAUAACGUAGACAUGGUCCACUUCCUCAUUGAGACUGGAUGUGACGUCAAUUGCCAGUCAUACAGUGGGAAUACAGCCCUGCACAGUGCCUGUGGACGGGGACAGGUGGACACUGUGCGUCUGCUGCUUAAAAGUGGAGCUGACAGCAGCCUUAAGAACUAUCACAACGACACCCCUGUGAUGGUCGCCAAAAACAAGAAAAUAGCAGAUGUGUUACGUGGAAGAAGUUCCAAACAGAUAAGGGCUCAAGAUCAGCACAGUGUGUCGGUGUCGCCCCAUGGAAGCAGCUUAACAGAAAACAGUUCCCCUUCUCCUUGCCACAGUCGAGGAUGUUCACCUUCAUCCCUUCCACACACUCCUCACCACAGCAGCACCUCCCAGUCACCAAAGACUCCAUCUAUGCUUGUAUUUCCAUAUUACUAGUUGCAAUCCAGUUCAAUUUGCAACUACCUUUGCACAGCCAACCAACAAUGAGACAAAUAGAUCUUUGAGGAAACCAGGAAAAGCUGUACCUAAAGGAACGAUGGACUGCAGCAAUAUUGGUGUCCACUUUUAGGUUUUAAUGCCUUGACAGAUUCCCUGCAGCCUUUUUGCUUUAUGGGCCCUCUUGUAAAGACCUUAGAAUCAUUACACCUACCUACACCUUUAGGGGGACUUACCAGCUGCUGUCUCAAUCCGCCGGCUUUCCUUAUCUGCAUCUAGCAGUAACAGAAAUGAGCCACUGCACGCAGGCUGAACAUCAUGGACUGGAAACUGUGAAACUGCCUGGGGAUGUCUGUGAACUGUGAACAGUGUGAACCAUAGGGUAUGAACACAGACUACCUUGACAGUGGAGAAAGACUGAGGCAACACAGAGGAUGAAGGUUUUACAGGUUUUGAUGCCAGAUUUAAAAUGGGGAUGUUGCAAUCACAUGUUCAGUGCCUUAACCACUAGGCCUUCAUGACACCUCAAGUCUUAAGAAAAGUGAAUAUUGUCAGUGUAAGACCUGACAUGCUAUUUAGUGCACGGUCAAAUCCAAUAUUUCCUGCCAUUUUAAUACUGGGUAUGCAAUGUACAUUUCAUAUUUGCUUUUGUGUGCAUAUGUACCUAUAUGAUAAUGUAUUGCUGUAUCAUUUUCAAAGGUGUCACAUAUUUUUUAAUAUAAAAUCUAUAC
This is a messenger RNA of Sphaeramia orbicularis (orbiculate cardinalfish), 2847 nucleotides long. It is a transcript of the gene bcl3, whose product is annotated as BCL3 transcription coactivator. Gene Ontology annotation, cellular component: cytosol. Gene Ontology annotation, biological process: cellular response to tumor necrosis factor. The coding region runs from base 566 to 2116 and encodes 516 amino acids. The transcript has 9 exons. Lineage: Eukaryota; Metazoa; Chordata; Actinopteri; Kurtiformes; Apogonidae. The record is from RefSeq and is a predicted model, not a curated record. Gene Ontology annotation, molecular function: NF-kappaB binding.